GUCGAAAACGAGGCUGGGCAGCCAUUUUGAAUGCUAAUUUGAAAGUGGGCACGUUUACGUUUACGUUCGUUGUGACUUUUUCAUACUUCUAGGGGCGAAAUUUUCAGCUUCCGGUGUUUAUACCAAAACUCCCCUCGAGUGUCUGAUUGUUUAGGCAACAACUAAGUCUUCACAUCUCGCCCAGGUAUGCUUUAGGUGGAGACGGGGAUGUAGGCCUAUGACCUUUGACCCACUUGGUUAGUUUUUAAAAACGGAAGGUAUGCAUGAGAGCACUAGAACAAAAGCCUGGGCGGAACACACACAGGAGUGCCUUUAUACAGCCAAGUACAGCCAUAAGAGCCUGCAUGUUUCAAUAUGAGGGGAAUUUGAAGUGCAACUCUGACUGAGUCAAGCAUGCGGAAAAGAAAACAUGGCACACAGGGGCGGUAAGAAGGAACUGUUACUGGACGACCAGGGGAUUCUACUGGACGAUGACGAGCCGGUCAGACAGCGGGGAGGCCGUCAGCGCGAUGUGACGUUCGACGAUUCGCAUCCGUUCACGGAUGAACCUACUCUCAAUCUGAGUGAGUUUGAGGAUUCCAUCAAGGAAGAGAUAGACUACGGAGAUGGUGGCCAGUCUGAAGAGGAAUUCGGGAAAGAUGGUGUAGAUUACGGAGUGGGAUUCGAACCUGCGGCCUUUAAGAGGGUACGGGGUGGUUCACAAACACAGGACAGUCUGGCUGAGUUUGAAGCAAUAGAGCAGAAUCUGUUACAAGACGGCUCACAUGGGAGUGCCUUAUUUGAAAGAAGCAGGGAAAACUCAGGCGAGAGAUCGAGGGACAACAUUUCCUUCCAGAGUAACGAAUUCGAGAAUUCAGCUGCUGAUCAGUACGAACAGUAUCUCUCGGAACAGGAGCAUGGUGGAUCAGGGAAUGAAUUCUCCUUAGGGGGUGAAGACGCUGAGCACCACUCUCUAGGGCUGGAUGACUUUGCAGCAAAGUACGGCAGCCAAUCAGCAAGGAGCUAUGAUGGACAGUAUGCAAAUGAAGGGGAUGUUGGAGAGGAUGUAAGCAGAUUGGUUGGCGAGGAAAGCUUUCCCAGGAAUUCUUUUUUAGACAGCUCACUCUUAAAUGACACAGUGAUUCCUAUUAAUGCGUCAGAUAGUACUUUUGAGAAAACCCCUCAACCAACAUUUGAUCAUUCCAAAAACUCUACACCGAGUCCUUCCAAUCGUAGAGUAUCAGACAUACAGAGCUCCGGGGAUCAUUUGGUCCCCCCUUCCAAGACUCCCCUAACAAGUACGCCAAAUUCUCCUGACAGUAGAAGACCUGACAUCUCUGUACAGUCUGUCAGGGACGAGGACUCAGACAGCAGAACUCCAGUCAGGAGACCCGACUCGGACUUGUCAUAUAGCGGUUUCCAUGAGAGAGUGUCGGAGAUAGCGAAGAGGGAUGCUGCCAUUUUGAGACCGAGGUUCACCACAUACGGAGCCGAGCCAAAAGUUUCGCCUCCAAAAUCACAACGGACUCCUCCGACAGAAAGUCCCAAGAAGGCGAGUAAUGUUUCCUUUAAGAUUGACCGUUCUAGCGGGAGGAUCCUCGGUGUUUCUCAGUCUACUCCUCAGUCUGAUCCAAGUAAGAACACUUCCUUAAGAGAGAGGAGAAGGAGAAACAGGAUGAGUCGUGGAGACUCAGGGUCAAAGUCACAACACAGAACCGAAACGGAGACGUCUGUGAGCGAUUUGGACUUGGACGGUAGCGGGCGCUCGAGCAUCUCUCGCUCGGAGCUGUCCCAGCGACUGAAAGACGAGGUAAAGAGCAAGACGGAAACAUCGGAGCAGCUCCGAGAACUACAGGAGGAAUAUGACAACCUGCUGGCUAAGUACGCCCUCGCGGAGGUGACCAUCGACCAUCUGAGACUGGGGGCAAAGGUCAACUUGUACUCGGAUCCUCCUAAACCUGCACCAGCAUUUGUGGGCUCUAUUCCUCAGCCACAUAAGAUCCAGAUGGUGGACAUCCCACGGAGCCAGCGGGCACAACUGGACAGGACAGGGGAACAAGCUGUUACAGCUACCCUGUCCCCACCCCAGCCCUCUCAUAGUAGACUGACCCAGACAGCAAUGUCUGCAGGAAAUGGGCCUGACCCAUUUGUUGGAGAGGGGGAGGAGGACCCUACUCUCACAGCUACUGCCAGUGGAGAGAGUCUGAAAGUGGCCCUGUUGUUACAGGCAGCAAGUUUGGAGGACCAGGUUGACUCCUUUGAGGCCCUGCUGGACCUGAACCAGCUGAAUCUGGCGGAGCAGGACGAGGUUCUGAGCCGCCUGCAGGCCGAGAACGACCGCCUGAACCAGGACUACCUGGACGCCAGGGACGAGCACGACAGGAUGAGGCGGGCCGGAGAUACAAAGGGGGAGUUCGACGAAGAUAAGUCAGUUGCUGGUAAGCUACACCAGCUGGGGAUGCGGUUAGAAGACCUGGGGGAACGUGUGGAGAACAACAGGACCAACCCCAGCCCUGACACCACACAACAGGACACAGGUACAAGUCUGAGGGAGUCUGUAGCCACAGAACCCAUGGAGAGUCUCCACACACAGAUGGACCUGCCUCUGGAGGGGGAGCUGGAGGAGGGGAGGAGGAGGAUGGAGGAGGAGUUUGGCAGGUUGAUGGACAGGUACGGCCAGCUGAAGGGGAUGCCUCGCACACCUGACAGGGACAGGGAGAUACAGGACCUCAUGCAGCAACUACAGGAGUUGAGAAGAGAUGCUCCCUUAUCGCUGGACCUGCCUCCAGAGUUAGAUGACAGCCUGUCUCAGGUGUCCAGUCCACAGCUAGAGGAGACUGACCUCCCGGAAGAAGAGCGGUCUCGGCUCCCCUCCCGUCUGCUCGGACACACCCCAGGCCAGCCCUCGCACCAGGACACAAGUCAUGACCAGUCAUCUCUGCACUUCUCACCCGACAGCCCAGAUAGAAAAGGGAACCAGUGGCAGAGUAGGAGAGACCAGGAGUCAGAGGAUGACACACCUCCAGCGGUCAGACCCAAGGACAGAAGGAAUGCUUCUCAUAGCAGAGCACCCAAGUCUCAGAACAAGGAUCAUGAUGUGCCUUUGCCAGACAACGUUCCCAAUACAGUGACAGAGAGUCGACGGUCGUCCACCAUGUUCCAGCCGUGUAGACAGAUAUCCUCUCACCUCCCCAAACCUAUCCUUAAACCUCAAACUCUGGAAUACAGCCAGAACAUGGACAGAUGUGAACACUGUGGCCAGCCAUUACAGUCCCAGCCAUCCACACACGUGGGCAGCACCAGCAGUGUAGCGGACAGUGGACGCUCUUCCCCGACACACCGCCCUGUUAUCAAGGCAACCCAGAACCAGCCCCAGCAGGAGGCCGAGAUCGACAGCGGGUUUAUUGGGUCGGAGAGCAGCCGACAGUCCCAGAUGACCACGCCCCUCGUACCGAAGAGAGAGCCACGCACCACACGGGAAAGACACAGGUCUCCAGUCACCACGCAGGUGAGUCAGAAGCCAUCGCGACCCAGCAGCGGCCACCGUUCCGCCCCGAAGCACCGCCCCGCGCCCCUGCAGCAGGUGUCAGAUAGCGACAGUCUGGAGGAACGUCCCACCACCGUGAGGGAGGUGCAGCCCGCCAGGCCCAGCGGGAAGAAGAACCCAGGUAAACCACAGGAGAUGACAACAUCGCAGCGUAGACGCCCGCCGUCCACCCGUUCCCGUAGCAGUAACACGUCCCACAAGCGGCACUACUCCAGUAGUGAGGAUGACAUCUCACGGCACAGUGUGGCCAGUAGCAGGGGCAGCAGCAGGGAUGAAGCCAUCCAGGGUUUGAAGAGGGAGAUAGAGAACAUGAGGGAAGAGCUGGACGACAGACUACGGCGAGCACAGACCCGAGACCGCCCGGGGAAGUCUGGCCUCCCCUCCACGCCACGUGAGCCGGUCCGCGUCUACCCAACGGAGGGGUCGUAUCUAGAGGACGAAGACGAUAGAAUAGAACCUUCUCGUUCUGGCAGCUUAAAGGGACCAUAUACAGGUAAGGACUACACGCCAUAUGCCACAAGACGCCGUGCUCCAUUCACGGAAACCUCUCCAAUGGACACUCGUGAUCUCCGCUCUUCACAUUCGAGAACACGUACGCCAUCACCAGUAGGCAGUGAAAGACGAUCCACACGUCGGACGCGAGAUCGUUCCACAUCUCCGCUUGACACGCGACCGAAGGAGCUGGGACGUUCGGAUUUGGGCUAUACGCCAAGAAGGGCUGGAUCGUAUGUGCGAACAACGGGCCCGUGUCCGCUAUGUGGCGGGAGCGGGGUCCACACCCAUGGGGAGUAUGUCCACCCACCCCCAGAGCCAGUGGAGUACAGAUAUGUCCCUGUCAACUCCACCGCUCCUGUUAGUCCUGUGGUUCACUACGUCCCUGCGUCACCCAGAUAUGUGCCUACAACACCCAGAACGCUCCAAUACGAGGAAGUUGGCCCUUCCCCAGGGGUGGUGUACAGCCCCUACCCCUCACCUGUGGUGUACGUGAGCCCUCGGCGGGGCAGGGUACGGUACUACCAGCGCAAGUACAGCAUCACGGAGACAGAGGAGGAAGAAGAAACAGAUGACGAGCUGAGGUUGUCCCAUCUACACCUCGGGAGUUCCUUGGAGCGGGCAGAGAGGGCGGCGAGAGAGAUGAAGCGGCGGUCACGAAAAAUGGCGAACACGCUGGACACAAGCUUGUCCAGAUCUAAGGCAAAAUUGUUUGCCAUCGACUGGUACUAACCUCCACUAACCACUGAUACAUGCCUUCAUGACAAAGGGGAAAUGCUCAGGUCUAGUAUGAGUACCAUUGUUUACCUUUUAAAAUAUAUUGUUGUUAUUGCGUCAUGUUGACGAAAUGGUUAGGGCGUUUGGCCCAGAACUCAAAAGGAAAUGGGUUUGAAUCCCCUGACAUGCCACUGAUGUUGUGUCCUUGGGAAAGACACUUCACAGGACUUUCCUCAUUCUACCUAUGUGUAAUGAUGGGUACCUGACUUUGGUUGGGAGGUAAAAGGUGGUGUGAGGAGGGGGUUGGGCUCAACCAUGCCCUAGACACAGUGAAUAACAGACAACUGCCCUACGGCCGCAAAAAGGCUAUAGGACUACCUCUACCUUACUGACCAAAGGCAGUAGUACCAGUGAUGUUGCCUCAAUAUCUCAAACAGUAUUUCUCUAAAAUAGCUGUUACCAAGUUGUAUGUUUUCCAGUACUUUUGAAUGAUACUUUCCUACACUGGAUUUUAUAUGUCAAAGAAAAUAUGUGGAUCCAUGAAAGAAUGAUAAUUAUGUCAUUUCUACAUUACAGAAUGAUGUUUCAAAAGUGCCUUUAUUGAAUACCCACAUUUUAAAAUGGGAUUAAAUGAAUAUUUUCAAUGACAUCCUUUUCAAAGUAAAAGAAGGAUUUUUGGUAUGACUACAUUGUACAUGUAAGUCUUUGGAAAGUGUAAAAUAGAUAGUCUAUACUGAUAUGUUAGAACAUGUUAACUUCUGAUGCUUGUAAAUAUUCACUUUAAAUCUAAACAUUUUUCCGUCCUUGGUUGUUAAAAGUCGUGGAAAAAGAACAUGUUGUCAAUGUAAUAUGUUACAUUUUUUAUUAUAAUUUGUCUUGUGGUGUUGGAAAUGGUGCUAAAUUAUGUCAGUUUUAUAUACUAGUAACAUCUGUGUUGCCAUCUCAAAUGCUAAAAGUUGUUCUUGUUUGUCAUAAAUUUUGGGUAGAUUGUAUUGUGUGCUUCCAUUGUGUUUUUGACCCAGUAUUUAUUAUCUAUUGUACCCUUAUUCAGGAUCAAGAAUUAGUUUAAAUUUUGUUCAGUACUACUGUUACUGUACUGUCAUAGGUCUAGAUAUUGUCAAUAGUUUGUAUAUGACAAACUUCCAUAGAAAGGUAUACAUUUGCUUUAUUAGCUACAUGUACAUGUAUACAGCCAUAAUGUUGCAGGAAUGUGUUAAAAGACCUACUGUAAUUUUGACAAAUUCUAUGUAGUGUUUCAUGUUUACUAAAAUCUUGUCUGCUGUAAUUCUAAUAAUGACUGGACAUUGAUUAGAUGUUUUGUGCAGAAUUUCCUACGUCAUUUCCUAUAUUGUACAGUAUGUACAUCCCUUUCUUAUCUAGGGGCUCUAAGGAAAUGAAUGUUUCUUGUUUAAAAGUUGAUGGUAAAAAUUCUAUUUUAACUGAAAAAGACAAAGUUGUCGUAUGUUUGUAUACUCAUGUUUAUGAUAAAGAUGCAGCAUUUGAGAAAAAAUAAUCUGUGUU
Molecule: messenger RNA, 6256 nt
Organism: Branchiostoma floridae (Florida lancelet)
Lineage: Eukaryota; Metazoa; Chordata; Leptocardii; Amphioxiformes; Branchiostomatidae
Product: microtubule organization protein AKNA-like
Exons: 18
Coding region: 410-4750 (1446 amino acids)
Biological process (GO): neuroblast division in subventricular zone; epithelial to mesenchymal transition; neuroblast delamination
Cellular component (GO): centrosome
Source: RefSeq, a predicted model, not a curated record